Setaria italica (foxtail millet) is the source of this 3195-nucleotide messenger RNA. RefSeq names its product AFG1-like ATPase. NCBI's taxonomy places the organism in Eukaryota, Viridiplantae, Streptophyta, Magnoliopsida, Poales, Poaceae. The record is from RefSeq and is a predicted model, not a curated record. Gene Ontology annotation, cellular component: mitochondrion; cytoplasm; chloroplast. The transcript has 16 exons. The coding region runs from base 1459 to 2988 and encodes 509 amino acids. Gene Ontology annotation, molecular function: ATP hydrolysis activity; ATP binding.
GACUCCAAUCGCCUAUCCCUGCACGGCCGCACCCACUCAAUUCCAGGCUUCCAGCGCACGCUCCACAUCCCCAUCUGGCCAUCCCGUUCGUUCCCAUCCUCUCGGCGCCGGACCGACGCCCGAAGAGGAGCCUCCCUCCUGCCGCAUUCUUGGAGCUGUGUGUCUCUUUCGUGACGCCGCUUCCACGCAACCCCGCGCCUCUGGUGGCACUCGUCGCUGUCAACCGGGCUGACGGGCGACCGAGGGAAGAAGAAGAAGCCGCGGCGGCCGCGGCAGUUUUGGUUUCUUGGCUGACUCCGAGUUCGAUUCCUCUCCUGAUUGGGAAGGUGGCUUUAGUACAGAGUUGGCUGGAGGCCCCGUCCCUGGCCCUCCCCCAUCCAUCGUCUCCUGCUCUCCCCCUCUGGUGGAGUGCCUGGUCGCCGGCGGACGGCACCAUCUGAGGCAGCUGCUAACCGCCGCGUCCGGUCGGCGUUGUGGCGCCGGGUCGUCUACUUCUGUCCUGCGGCGGAUCGUCGCCACCUGCGCGACGCCGUCGGGUCCUCGGGCGGGGACAGCCCAGCCAUCAGCCGCCGUUCUUGCGCCAGAGUUCCUGCUCUGGUGAGAUGGUGGCGACUGUUCUUUAGUUCAAAUCCGGAUCGUUCCUUGAGGGAUCGCUUGUGAUUUACUCUGCAGCUCCGCAAGAUUUGGUCAUUUGGAGCAUCAUUUUUCUCGGAUGUUUUCCCUUUCUGGUGCCUUUUUCGUUACGGGCUGGUAACGGGCUGUAACUCGGUUUCUUGUUCCUCGAUCUGUAGGCUGUAGCAAGUUUUAAUUUUUCGGACACCCAAGCAACGAUGCACUCCCGUAAUCCUGGAGCUGUAACUUUGGCUCGCCGUGAAAGAAUUUACUCAUCUCCAUGCCUUGCUUUGGUGAUUGCGGAUUAAAAUAAUUUCAUCUGGGCCAUGAAAUUUGUAGCCGAUCGAUGGAGCUGUAGUGAUUCUCUCUUUCUUAUUCAUUCACCCGUGGCCUUCUUCUCCCGUAUCCCUCCGCCUCCAGCCCCGCGCUGCCGUCGUCCAGGCUCGGUCCUCCAGGCUCGCUUCGCCGCCGUCGCCCUCCAGGCCCACGCCGCCGCCGUCACCCGUGCCCCGUCGCUCACCAGCUCCGCCCCGCGCCCCAGCACGCGCCGCCGGCCACCUCCGCCCGCGGGCUCCACCGGAGGAUAAGGGUGUCCAACGACGCGAGAAGCCGCGGGGAGCCAAUUUUUUUUUGCUCCCCUCCCUCAAUCGGCUCCAGUCAGCGCGAUUCGCGGAGCUUCUCCGCUGAAGCCAUUCGCCAUCUCGUCGUUUGGUAGGGCUCCAGCUUCGACCGGUGGAGAUGCCGAAGAGGGCCCUCCCAAACGGGGCCUAAGCACUCCUUUUCUGGUUCCAUAACUUCCGUGUGGUGUUUGUCUAGAAAGUGGUAAAAAUAAAGACAUAGUGGAAGAUGAGAUCAGUAGUUCGGUCGCUGCGGCAGCUCCGCCGUUUCACCCAGCACCAUGCAGAGAGCCACUCAUCAACAACCAGAUUGAUCAGGCAGCAGAAUGCUUUGAUCAUGUGCAGUUCGACAUCCCGUUCACUGAGCACACUACAUCGUAGUGGUGAAAUUACCCGAUUUGCAAGUCCAUGUGUGGAUCUAAUGAGGUCCAUGUUCUCCACUGUAGCGGCUGAUUCGAUCAAAGAUAUUGGAAGAGGUGGUCCGAUGGUGGAAUAUGAGAGGAGAAUAGCAUCAGGAGAGCUUGUAGAUGGCGAUAGUUUUCAGGUUGACACAAUUCAACAAUUACAAAGGCUCUAUGAGGAGUUGAUUGAGAAUGAAGAAGACUGCCAGCUGGAUAGAUACAAGUCAUCUGAGAAAUCAGGACGGAGUCGAUGGCUAUGGUCCCGCCUCAUUGCUCAGCCUUCUACCUAUGCUCCAGUUAAAGGGCUGUACCUGUAUGGUGGUGUUGGUACAGGGAAGACCAUGCUUAUGGACCUGUUCUAUGAACAACUGCCAUCUAAUUGGAGAAAAAAACGUAUUCACUUUCAUGAUUUCAUGUUGAAUGUACAUAGUCGUCUGCAGAUGCAUAAAGGUGUUUCAGAUCCCCUUGAUGUUGUAGCAGCCGAGAUUUCAGAUGAGGCCAUCAUAUUGUGUCUUGAUGAGUUUAUGGUAACUGAUGUUGCUGAUGCUAUGAUUCUAAACCGGCUGUUCAGACAAUUGUUCAGUAAAGGCGUUAUUCUUGUUUCGACUUCUAACCGCGCUCCAGAUAAGCUUUAUGAAGGUGGCUUACAGCGGGAUCUUUUCUUGCCUUUCAUUGACACCUUGAAAGAAAGGUGCAUUGCGCAUCCCAUUGGAUCUGCAGUGGACUAUCGUCAGUUGGGUUCUGCUAAGCAAGGUUUCUAUUUCGUUGGCAAACAUUACAGUACGCUUCUGAAACAGAAGCUCCAAUCUUUAAUUGGAGAUGAGGAACCCAGCCCACAAACUGUUGAAGUAAUUAUGGGAAGGAAAUUACAGGUUCCCCUGGGAGCAAAUGGUUGUGCAUAUUUUCCAUUUGAAGAUCUUUGUGACAGACCUUUAGGUGCAGCAGAUUAUUUUGGACUCUUCAAAAAAUUUCACACCCUGGCACUCGAUGGUGUUCCAAAGUUUGGAUCUAGUAACAGAACAGCAGCUUAUCGGUUUGUCACACUGGUUGAUGUUAUGUAUGAGAACAAAGCAAGGCUGUUGUGUACAGCAGAAGCUGGACCAAUAGAACUGUUUGAGAAUAUCGUGACUGUUGCUGAAGCACACAAGGUUUCACCAAGGUCAUCACGCUCACAGAAAAGCGAUGAUCCCGAUCUAUGUGUGGAUAACGAGCUUGGAUUUGCCAAGGAUCGUACUAUUAGCAGGUUGACAGAGAUCAAUAGUAGAGAAUACUUGGAGGGCUUCGAAGCUAGGUUGCUUCAACAGCAGCAGCAGCCAUUGCAAGGCGUAGAUAAUGGUGCUGAUAUUGUACUAGCAUAAGUGGCAACAUCACUGUUUGCCUCAUUUGAAAUGAUCUUGUAUUCGCCCCACUUGGCUUACAUAGGCAACAGAAAAGCUCUGCUUUUCCAACAGUGAAGCAUGUAAAUGUGCAAUAAGCUGUGUUAAGUAUUUUCCCGAACGGGUGGGUGACCCAUAAAAUGUUACUCAAUCUUUACUGAGUUUCUUAAAGAAAAUUGUACUGUAGCA